Talaromyces proteolyticus is the source of this 552-nucleotide messenger RNA. RefSeq lists its product as uncharacterized. Gene Ontology annotation, molecular function: structural constituent of ribosome. Lineage: Eukaryota; Fungi; Ascomycota; Eurotiomycetes; Eurotiales; Trichocomaceae. The annotation marks the transcript as partial. The record is from RefSeq and is a predicted model, not a curated record. The transcript has a single exon. Gene Ontology annotation, biological process: translation. Gene Ontology annotation, cellular component: ribosome.
ACACCCUCACCAUCCACCCCAACCGAUGUCUUCCCUUCAAACAUCACUCUCCCGCCUCUACGCCAAUAUCCAUACGCCGUCAAAGUCGGCACGGUGACCUCGGUCGGCCUGAUGGAGAAAACUGUGCGCGUCGCAUACCAUCACCGCAAAUGGGAUCGGCAUAUCCGCAAAUGGUACCCCAAGGUCACCACGUACCUUGUUUCUGACCCGCAGAACUCACUGAGGGAAGGUGACGUGAUUGAGUUUUCGUCGGGCGCGCGCAAGUCGCCGAGAGUCAGGCAUGUGGUUGAUAAAAUCAUUGCACCGUUUGGCGAGGGUAUUGACCAGCGACCACCGGUGUUGACGCGUGAGCAGAGGGAGGAGUUGGAUGUGGAGAGGAGGAAGACGAAGAUAUCGAGACGGAUGGAGAGGGCUGCGAGUGAGGCUGUGGAGCAGGAUGGGGAGGCGUUGCAGGGGGAGGAGAUUGAGGGGCAGAAGAGACGAGUUUUGGAGAGGCAGUUUCAUGUUGGGAGGAUCAAGAGGUUGGUUGAGGAGAGGGUGAAUACGUCGGCU